This is a messenger RNA of Arvicola amphibius (Eurasian water vole), 1280 nucleotides long. It is a transcript of the gene Aunip, whose product is annotated as aurora kinase A and ninein interacting protein. Gene Ontology annotation, biological process: spindle organization. Bases 1 to 1002 code for a protein of 333 amino acids. Lineage: Eukaryota; Metazoa; Chordata; Mammalia; Rodentia; Cricetidae. The record is from RefSeq and is a predicted model, not a curated record. The transcript is spliced from 3 exons. Gene Ontology annotation, cellular component: spindle pole; centrosome.
AUGGGACGUAGAGGGCGCGAGGAAAAGAAGGAGGAGGCGUGUGGCAUGUGGCUGGACGCGGCGGCGCUGAAGAGGCGGAAGGUGCAGACACAUUUAAUCAAACCAGGCACCAGAAUGCUGACAUUGCUUCCUGGAGAGAGAAAAUGUGAUAUUUCUUUUAUUCAAAGAAGUACUCGGCAGACCAGUAUUGCAUCCUUUGUCACCUUGCAACCAGGAAUGGCAAAUGGUUGGAACCAGAAGAGCAUUUUAUCUCUCAAAGAAUGUAAGCGAACCCAGGGAUUGGGGGAUUGCUUGGUAUCACCUUUGACUACGUCAGCUCCUGCAGACAUCCAGGAAGCUGGACAUUCUCCAUCUCCCCAGUUCUCUAGCUGCCACAGUUUGGAAACACCGUCUUUGACUACAACAUCUUUGCUCCAACCUGACAUCCUGAUGGACGCUGGACUAAGUAAAGCCUCCCUGACUUCUUCCUUUACCCAGAACAUGGACAGUUAUUGUUUGCUGGACCAAAGAGAGGCCAGGAAGAAAAGGGAAUGGCUUCAUGGAUCUAAGACAAACUGUCCAGGCAUGAGAAGUCACAUUAGACCGUCUGGGGGUAAAUGCUAUCAGACCUUGAACAAAGCUGAACUGGGAGAAAAAGGGACUGCCAAGGAAAACAGGCAGGCCUCUGUGCAACUUCAAACCUACAGACUAGAAUCCUGGAGUAGGAAAAAACUGCUGUCGGUGGCAAAAAGCCCUCUCCUUUCUGUGUUUCCCUGGGAUGGUGAAAGAAAUGAGAGGGACUCCUGGAGUCAGCUUUUCACUGAGGAUUCCCAAGGCCAGCAGGUCAUUGCCCACUACACUAAAAUGCCUUUGCAAGAUAUAACCAAUGAUAGGAAUCAAGGCUCAGGGCUGUUUCCUGACAGCCCUCAGGCUCAGUGCCAAGAAGAGCCUACUCUGUUACAGCUGCAGCCAAACCUGCUCUUUACCCAGGACUCUGAAGGUAAUCGGGUUAUCAGACACUAGUUUUAAAUGUUUGUGUGGGUGUAUCUUGAAGUGGCAGAGAUGGAGGAAAGUUGAGUGGGGCUGGGUAGAGAGGAGGGUUUAGGUGAGAGGCCAUGUGGGCUGAAGCAGUUGUCCUUGUGGAACAUUGUGCUCAUGUAAAUAAAGCAAGCAGUGUGUUAGUAGACAUGCUUUUCUCUCAGGAAGGUGACUGGUGCAUUCCAUGGAUGGAUGCCAACUGAGACAGUAGGGCAGGACUGCUGACUGAAACCACUUCUCAGUUCAGAGUUGCUAUUCUGUUC